AUGUCGUUCGCCGAAGCCUCAGCUCCCGUGUUCACGGCCGUAGACCUCCUAGCGUUCGAUACGAGCCAGCUCGUCCGGUAUCUGGAGAGUAACAGGCGCGUUGAAGGUGGAUUCCACAUCUGGGCUGACGGUGUGGAAAGCCUCUCGAAGAGCCAACGAGAUGAGCUGGGGAGUAAACUGAGGGACGCCGCCGAAAUUGCGACCGCGUCACAACCCGUCGACACGGACGCACUUCUCGCGCGCUUGACAACCAUAGAAAGUGGACAGGACGGCUCUCUGGGACUUAGAUGUUUACGAUCGCCGCGUGAGCCGUCCGAGUCGACUGUACCGCCUGACCCCGAUGAAGAAUACCUACUGGAAGAGUUAAGCUAUCACGAGCUCAUUCAAGAUGGCGGCAGGCCCGUCUGCCCGAUCGAGGUUCUGUUGCAUAUCCUGGACGAACCUACAGCCAGCCACGAACCUGUUGUGCCAUGGCUCAGUGAUCCAGACUCUGCAAGUCGAAAUGGGGAGAUACAAACGGUGUUUUCGCGGCAGCUCAGUCGGUGGUGGGACUUUCGCAAAUGGCAGUGGAACAACCGGGGCACCACUGAUGGAGACGGAGGAUUCUCAGCGUUUCUCGCGGCAAAACGGAGAAUGUGGGAGCGGAUGCGGGUCGAGACAUCCGACAGUUCAUCUGAGCACAGUUGUCGGGCGCAGUGGCAGUGGAAGCCAGAACUCCGGCUACUCUCUGACGACCAAGGCUUUCCCGCCUACAAGGAAGCAGUUAAGAGACGGCUCGCACCCCACAACUUCAACCGGCCUUUGCAGUUGAUGAAGGACCCACACAAACAAACCGAAUGGACCACAUGGCUUGAAUACCUCAACUUCGAGCAAUGGUGGCUGGAACGACACGCUGCCGCCGCGGAAGCCAGGAAGCGGCAAGACCGCCAAGCCUGGAAGAGGCUGCUCGAAGCAGUGCGGUCGUUGCCAACGGGAGGAACGGAAUUGAAUGGCACAAAAGACAACCUUGACUCCGUAAACGCUGCCACCGCUGCGGCGGCUUCAUGGUCUUCGCAAACUCGACAGCGGCGCCAGAAUACGAAGACGGUUACCCUGGCCAAAGAGUUGGCCGCCACUCAGGCUGAUCUGGACACGGCCAUGAAAGCGAUUAAUGACUAUAUCCGAGACACGGAAUCUUAUCGGCACGCAGAAAUGGCUGUCUCCCGCCAAAAGAACUGCGUGCAGUGGAUUCUCAAGGAAGCGCGUGUGAUGGAGGCCGAGGUGUCCCGGCAACGCGGGACAGUGAAGAACAACUCAAAGUCGGACGCGGGGAAGAGCAAGAAGAGAAGACGUAGUAACGAUGAUGACAUCCCCUCCGAGUUAUGGUCUAAAAGGACGAGACGCGGAGGGGUGGGAAAAGAUGCAGUUCUAGACACAGUGCCGGGGCAACCUCGUUGA
This is a messenger RNA of Trematosphaeria pertusa, 1437 nucleotides long. RefSeq lists its product as uncharacterized. NCBI's taxonomy places the organism in Eukaryota, Fungi, Ascomycota, Dothideomycetes, Pleosporales, Trematosphaeriaceae. The record is from RefSeq and is a predicted model, not a curated record. The transcript has 2 exons. Bases 1 to 1437 code for a protein of 478 amino acids.